GAAAGAUAACAGCAGCCCUGCUCUCCUUCUGCUCAUCUUCACCAGCAUCUCGCUGUCUUUUGCUGCCUCUCAUCCACCAUGUUGUUCCGUGCUGCGGCCCGUCAAGCCGCGCCCUUGAGGCGUCAGGCCUUUGCUCCCAUUGCCCGUCGCUCCGUCACCACCGACGCUGCCUCGGCGCAUGCUGAGAACGUUCCUCAGGAGGAUGACAAGCCCUUCACCGUCCGCCUCUCCGACGAGAGCUUCGAGACCUACGAGAUCGACCCUCCUCCCUACACUCUGGAGAUCACCAAGAAGGAGCUGAAGCAGAUGUACUACGACAUGGUUGCCAUGAGACGCAUGGAAAUGGCCGCCGACCGUCUCUACAAGGAGAAGAAGAUCAGAGGUUUCUGCCACUUGUCCACCGGUCAGGAAGCCGUCGCCACCGGUAUCGAGCACGCUAUCUCCCGCGACGACAAGGUCAUUACUGCCUACCGUUGCCACGGUUUCGCCCUGAUGCGCGGCGGUACCGUCCGCUCUAUCAUCGGAGAGCUGCUCGGUCGCCGUGAGGGUAUCGCCUACGGCAAGGGUGGUUCCAUGCACAUGUUCGCCCCCAACUUCUACGGCGGUAACGGUAUCGUCGGUGCCCAGGUCCCCGUCGGUGCCGGUCUGGCUUUCGCCCAGCAGUACAACAACGAGAAGGCCACCAGUAUCGUCCUGUACGGUGAUGGUGCCUCCAACCAGGGUCAGGUCUUCGAGGCCUUCAACAUGGCCAAGCUGUGGAACUUGCCCGCCCUGUUCGGUUGUGAGAACAACAAGUACGGCAUGGGUACCUCCGCCGCCCGCUCCUCCGCCCUGACCGAAUACUACAAGCGCGGUCAGUACAUCCCCGGUAUCAAGGUCAACGGCAUGGACGUCCUGGCCACCAAGGCCGCCGUCAAGUACGGAAAGGACUACGCCACCUCGGGCAACGGACCCCUCGUCUUCGAGUACGUCACCUACCGCUACGGUGGUCACUCCAUGUCCGACCCCGGUACCACCUACCGCAGCCGUGAGGAGAUCCAGCGCAUGCGCAGCACCCACGACCCCAUCGCCGGCCUCAAGCAGAAGAUCCUCGACUGGAGCGUCUGCACCGAGGAGGAGCUCAAGGCCCUCGACAAGGCCGCCCGCACCCACGUCGACAGCGAGGUCGCCAUCGCCGAGAAGAUGCCCGCCCCCGACAGCACCCCCCGCAUCCUGUACGAGGACAUCUACGUCCGUGGCAGCGAGCCCCGCUGGAUGAGAGGCCGCACUGUUGACGAGACCUACUACUACUAGAAAGUUUCUCUUCAAGCAGUGAUGUGCCAGGAAAAUAGAGGUGAAAGAGAGCAAAGAGAGGUCCGGUGAUGAAAGGAAUACCUAUUAAGGAUGAUGGUGAUGAUGGGAUUUGGAUGGACAACACAAACAGGAAAGAAGUGGUGGCCUUCCCGCCUACCUCUUUUUCCGUUUGGGAUACACACACAGGAUCUCUUUAAAACCUCCCACAUUCUCAUACACACACUCACACAACUCUCAUGGAACGUUUGUUAUCAAACUAUGUAAUUUAGCCGGGAAUUAUCAUUAUUUUUUUUAUCGUGUUUACGCUUUUGUGCUUUGGUGGGACGGACUGCGUGCUAUACACUCUGUCAUGCUAUAGUUUGAGGGAAAUAAGGACUGCGAUGUUCGACAUUCAUUAUCAUUGCGAUUCCUGGCUUCUUGAUGUGCUAGAUGGACAGCUGGCCGGUCAUCAACCCACCCUUCCAUCCAUCCAUCCAUCCGUCC
Aspergillus homomorphus CBS 101889 is the source of this 1776-nucleotide messenger RNA. RefSeq names its product pyruvate dehydrogenase (acetyl-transferring) subunit E1 alpha. The transcript is spliced from 4 exons. Gene Ontology annotation, cellular component: intracellular membrane-bounded organelle. The record is from RefSeq and is a predicted model, not a curated record. Gene Ontology annotation, molecular function: pyruvate dehydrogenase (acetyl-transferring) activity. Lineage: Eukaryota; Fungi; Ascomycota; Eurotiomycetes; Eurotiales; Aspergillaceae. Gene Ontology annotation, biological process: pyruvate decarboxylation to acetyl-CoA. Bases 79 to 1293 code for a protein of 404 amino acids.